CUGCCGCAUCAGCACUCAUGGGAAGAAACACUCACUCAUACUGAAGAGGGUGACUCUGGGAGAUGCAGGCCUCUUCAUGUUUCAGGCCAAUGGCAUUCAGACUUCAAGCAGACUCACAGUCAGAGCCAGGGACAUCCACAUUGUGAAGGAGCUGGAGGAUGUAGACACGAUGGAGCGUCAGCCUGUGAGCUUCCUGUGUGAGGUCAACCAGGUGGAUGUAGAUGGUCGUUGGUAUAGAGAUGACUGUCGAAUUCGACCUGGAGACAACAUUAAAAUAAGACAUCAGGGUAAAUCGCACACCUUGAUGAUCAAGUCAGUCAGACCUGAACAUGCAGGAGAGAUCAGAUUCACUGCAGAGCGAGUUUCAUCCUAUGCAACUCUUACAGUACAAGAGCUUCCAAUCCAAAUACUUCGCCCUCUGAGGGUUAAGAUAGCCAUGUAUCGUCACCGAGGUCUGCUGGAGUGCCAGGUGUCAAGACCCAAUGCUCAGGUUAGGUGGUAUAAGAACAGGAUGGAGCUGGUGCCCAGUAAAAAGUACCAACUGAUCAGCCAGGAUGUCUACAGGCAGCUCAUCAUCGACGACGUCUGCUCGUCAGAUGAGGACACCUACACAUGUGAUGCAGGAGAUGACAAAACCUCUUGUCAGCUUCUAGUGGAGGAACAGGCUAUAAAAAUAGUACGAGGAAUGAACUCAGUGGAGGUGAUGGAGCCAGAGCCAGCACUGUUCCAAGUGGAGACUAGCCUAAAAUCAGGGAGGCCCCCAAGAUGGACCCUGAACAGUGAGGUGUUGGAGCCCAGUGCAGCAGUGAACAUUGACAGAGAAGGCACCUUGCACAGUCUCCUGUUCAACUCCACAGACAGCUCCAUGUCUGGCCCCAUGCUAUUUGUUGCUGGCAAGAGUCGUUCCUCUGCUCACCUUACGGUCAAGGAGCGUCCUCUUCAGGUUACCCAACAUUUGGACGAUGUAGAAGCAAAGGAGAGCAGCUCAGUGACUCUGAGCUGUAGGUUUGCUCCCUCUCCCAGAGUUGUGCGGUGGUUUAAAGGUCGUACAGCUUUGAAGACCUCGAACAAAUACAGCAUGAGGAGAGAAGGGAAACGAGCUGAGCUGACCAUUCAUGGUUUGAUAGGAAUGGAUGCAGGGCAGUACUGCUGUGUCGCAGGAGGCGCACAGAGCACAGCACAUGUAAAAGUAGAAGUGAAAACCCUUAAGUUUUUGAAACACCUUGAGCCAGUAGAAAUUGAGGAGGAUGGUAUUGCCACAUUCUCAUGUGAGCUCAACUAUGUCGUCGCCAACGUUGAGUGGCUGGUCAACAACAUUCGCCUCUAUUCUAAUGCCAUCAACAGGAUCCAGCACAUGGGAACUAUGCACAGCCUCGUAAUCAAGAAGCUGCGACCACAGCAGAGCAGGGUCACUUUUAAAGCAGGACUUCUCUCUCAGACAACCACUCUUAAAGUCAAAGAGCGACCAGCAGUGUUCCUGAGGUCUCUGGAGGAUGUAACAGGAGAGGAGCAAGGAGAAGUCUGCUUGCAGUGUGAAAUAUCCAAAGAGACAGUGACUCCUAUUUGGAGGAAGGAUGGUAUGGUCCUGACUGCUGACGAUAAACACGAGAUACUCCAGUUUGGGAAGUCCAUGGCGCUGAUAAUUCACUCCCUGAGCAAGGAUGAUGCUGGACAGUACACCUGUGACCUGGGCACCAGUCAGACCAAAGCGAAAGUAAUCGUACAUGACUUACACAUCACUAUUAUUCAGCGUUUAAAGACUACAUCUGUCCAGGAAGGUGAAACCUGCACCUUUGAAUGUCAACUCUCUCAUGAUGUCAGUGAUGAACCAUCCUGGACCAUCAAUGAUGAAGCAGUGGUCACAAAUAGUCACAUCCAGGUUAUCAACAAUGGUCGCAAGUAUAGGUUGACCAUAAGAGAUGUUGUUCUGACUGAUGCUGGAGAGAUACUCUUCACAAUAAAAGACCUCAGCUGUAGAACCAUGCUCUUCGUCAAAGAAAAGCCAGUACAUAUCUUCAGGGAACUGUUGAACGUCAAGGCGGUGCCGGGCGAGGACGCAGAACUGAGCUGUGAGAUCACCAAACCAGAUGUUACAAUCCGUUGGCUGAAAAAUGGCCAUUUGAUCAGGCAGGGUGCAAAGUAUGAGAUGAGUGUGGAGAAGAACCUGGCUCGAUUGUUGAUCAAGAAUACCACUAUAAGGGAUUCUGGAGAGUACUGUUGUGAGGCUGAAGGCGUUGCCUCACGUGCUAAGCUGGAGGUCAGAGAUCUCCAGCACACAUUUGUGAGGGAGAUAAGAGAGACGCGAGCAGAGGAAAAGGGUAAAGUUACCUUGGAGUGUGAGACGCGACGACCGGCAAAGCGUGUGACUUGGCUGAAGGGUCUGGUGGAGCUGAGGUCUGGUAGGAAGUAUGUGAUCAGGCAAAAGGGAGUCAUGCUGUCCCUGACCAUCACCUGCCUGGAGAAAUCAGACACGGAUAUUUACAUAUGUGAUGUUGGCACCAUGCAGAGCCGGGCACAGUUGACAGUAUUGGGGCAGAAAGUGUUGAUCCUGGAUGAGCUGGAGGAUGUUGAGUGCCUGGAGGGCGACACAGUCUCAUUCAAGUGUCGGAUUUGUCCAAGUGACUACAUUGGGGUCAAGUGGUACCUGGACGAGACCCUGCUGUACACCAAUGAGCUCAAUGAGAUCCAAAUGCUACCUGGAGGCUACCACAGCCUCACCUUUAGGCAACUUGCACGAAAAGACACUGGCACUAUUUCGUUUGCAGCAGGGGACAAGAGAUCAUAUGCUUCACUGCUGGUUAGAGAGAGGCGUCCCACCAUCAUUAAAGCCCUGGAAGACUGUGAGGCCAUUGAGGGAGGUGGUUUGGUUUUGUCUUGUGUGACUUCUAAGCCAUGCCACAUCCUGUGGUAUAAAGAUGGCUGUCUGAUGUGGAGUUCGUCGCGGUAUUUUACCACCCGUUCUGGUUGCGAGGCUCGACUCACAAUUCGGGAGGUCAGCAACAGUGAUGCUGGCGUGUAUGAGUGCAGUGCUGGCUCUGUUACAACCAGAGCCGUUGUUACAGUCAAAGCCAUCCCAGCCGAGUUCACUCAGCCUCUAAAGACUGUAGAGGCCAAUGAGGGGGAGACAGUGACCCUGACCUGUGAAUACUCUCUGCCUGGGGUGCAGUUCCACUGGUGGAGAGGUUUUGAGAGCCUCAGGGCCGGAGACAAGUAUGUAAUGAAACAGAGGAAGACCGUAAAUACCCUAACCCUCAAAGCUGUGAAGCCUGUGGACUCUGGAGAAUAUACUUGUCAGUGCAGAGAUCAUCGCACUACAGCAAGCCUCAAAGUACAUGAAUGGAGAAAGGGACAGGAGCUUUUGAGGAAUGGGGUUAAACACCAGAUAAAGAAAAGGGAGACCACCUAUGAGCUGCUUAUAUGGAAGCCUGUGCCUGAGGACAGUGGGGUCUACUACUGUGUUUGUGCUGAUCAGGUGACAUCUGCAACUGUCAAGAUCACCGCUCUGCCAGUCACCUUCAAGCAGAAGUUGAGGAAUGUGCUGUUUGAAGAGGGUAGCACCGCCACUUUACGCUGUGAGCUGUCCAAACCCGGUCACAGUGUGGAGUGGAGGAAGAGGGGGAAUGAACUCAUAAGAAACGGAGAGAAAUAUCACAUGAGGCAGAGAGACAUGCUGAUUGAACUAAGGAUCUUUGAUGUGACACUUGAGGAUAGUGACAUCUAUACAUGCAUCUGUGGAAACAUUGAGACCACUGCUACACUGACUGUUAAUGCCCUUCCCAUCACGUUCAAGCAAAAGCUGAAGAACAUCCAAGUGGAAGAAGGACACAACAUCACACUUUACUGUGAGAUCUCUAAACCUGGCGUCCCAGUGGAGUGGAGGCUUGGAGGAGAUUUGUUGGAAAACGGGGAGAAGUACCAGAUUAAGCAGAGAGACACAGCUCUGGAGUUGAUCAUUAGAUAUGCUGAUCCAGAUGACAGCGGGGUCUACACAUGUGUGUGCAGAGAGCAGAGAACUAAGGCCACAGUUAAAGUCAUUGCGGUUCCUGCCACAUUUAAAGUUAGUCUUAAAAGCCAGGAGGCUGAAGAAGGGAAGAGUGUGACAUUACGCUGUGAACUGUCAAAGAAGGGAGUCCCAGUUCAGUGGCAGAGAGCUGGUCAGGUGCUGACUGAGGAGUUAUUUAGAGGAAAGUACCAGAUGGAGCAAGAAGGAAGGAUGGCUCAGAUGAUCAUUCUCAAUGUGCAACCAGAGGAUGCUGGGAAAUAUAGCUGUGUUACAGGAGAUGAAAAAACCACAGCUGAAGUCAAAGUGAAACCAUUCCCUGUGUCAUUCAAACGAGAGAUCCAGUGCAUUGAGGUGAAGGAAGGGGACAGUGGAGUUUUCGCCUGUGAGCUCUCCAAACUUGGAGCUCCAGUGGAAUGGAGGAAAGGCAGGGUGAUUCUAAAGCAUGGAGAGAAAUAUGAAAUGAAACAGGAGGGACGUCUGACCAAACUGAUCAUCAACAGUGUUGACGAAAGUGAUGCUGGGAAAUAUACCUGCAAGACAAGAGACAGCCAAUCAACUGCUGAGCUCACAGUCCAAGGUUUACCACCAAGAUUUAAGUUGCCACUAGUCAACCAGGAAGCGACUGAGAGCAACAGUGUGGUGCUCCGAUGUGAGCUUGACAAACCUGCUUCAUCAGUGGAGUGGUUCAGAGGAAUAGAACUGCUGAGAAAUGGAGACAAAUACCAGAUGAGGAAAAAGGACCUCCAGGUGGAAAUGAAGAUAUCAGAUCUGAGUCUUGAUGACACUGGAGAUUAUACCUGUGUAUGUGGAGAACAAAGGACCAGAGCAAUGGUUAUCGUCAAUGAGCGGCCUGUCAGAUUCCUUCAGGAAUUAAAGAACAUUCAGGUGCAGGAAGGCAAUGGAGUAACACUGUGCUGUGAACUCUCAAAACCUGGAUCUCCAGUUCAGUGGAGGAAGGGAGACAAAGUGCUGACCAAUGGAGAGAAAUAUCAGAUGAAGAAAUGCGGUUCCAACCUGGAGCUCCUCAUCAAGAAAAGUCAGCCCGAGGACAGCGGCACUUACAGUUGUGUUUGUGAUGAUGUAAAAACGACCGCCACUAUCAUCAUCAAUGCCAUCCCAGUUACUUUCAAGCAAAAGCUGAAGAACCAGGAAGCUGUGGAGGAGGGCAGUGUGACACUGCGCUGUGAGCUCUCUAAACUGGGAGUCCCAGUGGAGUGGACAAAAGAUGGCCAACUCCUGAAAGAUGGAGAUAAAUAUCAGAUGAAGCAGGAGGGAAGGGUGGCUGAGAUUCUGAUCAGAAAUUUAACUCUAAAAGAUGCAGGAGAGUUCAGCUGUUUUGCUGGCAGUGUUGUGACUUCAGCGGAUAUUAAAGUAAGACCAAUUCCUGUGACAUUUAAAAAAGAAGUGGAGAGUUUGGAAAUAAAGGAAGGAGACAGUGGAGUUUUCUCCUGUGAGCUCUCCAAACCUGGCGCUCCAGUGGAGUGGAGGAAAGGCAGAGUGGUCCUCAAACCAGGAUACAAAUAUGAGAUGAAGCAGGAGGGAUGUCUCACUAAACUGAUCAUCAACAACAUAGAAGAGAGUGAUGCUGGGAGAUAUACCUGCAAGACUGAUGAUUGCCAAUCAACUGCUGAGCUCACAGUUAAAGCUCCUCCAAUCACAUUCAAGACAAAGUUAAAGAACCAGCAAGUGGAGGAGGAGAACAGUGUUACACUGAGCUGUGAGUUGUCAAAGCCUGGCCUUUCUGUAGAGUGGAGAAAAGGACAAGAGGUGUUGAAGAAUAACUUCAAGUACCAAAUUAAAAACCGAAACUGCAUCAUGGAGCUGAUGAUCAAAAACUCACAGCUUGAAGACAGUGGCCUGUACAGCUGUAACUACGGUGAUGUCAAGACAACAGCUAACGUCACGGUUACACCUAUACCGCUCACCUUUAAAAUGGGUCUGAAGAACCAGGAGGCCCCUGAAGGAGGCAACGUGUCCCUUCGCUGCGAGCUGUCCAGGGCUGGGGUGCCUGUGCAGUGGUGGAAGGGAGAGGAUCAGCUCUUCCACAGUGGAAGAUAUCAGAUGACACAGAGAGGAAGCAUAGCUGAGAUGCACAUCAGAAACAUCCAACCAGAAGAUGUUGGAGAGUACAGCUGCAUUCUGGGAGAGCAGAAGACAACAGCUGAGGUCAACGUGAGAGCGGCAGCAUCGGUGUUCUUUGAGAAGGAACUGGAAAACCAAGCAGUGAUGGAGGGGAAAUCUGUGUUGCUGUCUUGUGAAGUUUCCAGUGCUAAUGUCCCUGUCACUUGGAAGAAGGACAAUACAGUGAUAGAAGAUGGAGGGAGAUGCAUCUUAAAGAAGAAAGGCCCCACACACACUUUGGAGAUCAAGAAACUUUGUCUGGAGGAUGCAGGAGAGUACAGCUGUAUCAGCAGAGGCAAAAAGACAACUGCAAAGCUAAUAGUGAGGGAGCGUGUGCGGAUCGUUACGCCAUUGCACGACAUAACUGUGACAGCGGGUGAGGAUGCAAUGUUUUUGUGUGAGCUGAGCCAUGCGGACGUGAGCGAGGGUGUCUGGUGGCUUGGUUCCAGCCCUCUCCAGAAGAACGAGAUGAACCAGAUGACGUGCCGAGGUCGUGAGCACCGGCUGAUCCUCACCAUGACAACACCUGAGGAGACUGGCACUGUGGCGUUUGUGAUUGGGGAGGAGAGGACUUCUGCAAGUUUGUUGGUUGUUCCCAAACCAAAAGAGCUCCCUCCAUUCUUCCAAGAAGAACUGCAGAGUCAUGAGGUUGAAGAAGGUGGUACAGCCUCCCUGUACUGUGAGCUCUCUAAACUUGGAGUGCCAAUUCAGUGGAAGAAAAACAAACUGCCUUUAAGAGUCAGCAGAAAGUAUGGGAUAAAGCAAGAUGGCUGCCUUCUGCAGCUCCACAUAAAUGACCUCAAACUUGAGGACAGUGGCAGCUACACAUGCCAGGCAGGAAAUGCAGAGACCACUGCAGUUGUGACAGUGAAAGAGCUUCCUCCAUUCUUCAAGAAAGAACUAAGAAGUGUAGAGGCUGAGGAAGGAAGUAUAGCCACUCUCUGCUGUGAGCUGUCUAAGCCUUUUGCAUUGGUGCAGUGGAAGAAGAACAGACAGCCUCUGAAGGCUAGCAUAAAAUAUGAGAUGAAACAAGAUGGCUGCAUCCUUCAGCUUAGCAUCAAGGAGCUCGCACCUGAAGACCGUGGGAGCUAUACUUGUCAGGCAGGAAGUGCAGAGACCACUGCAACUUUAUCAGUGAAAGAGCUCCCACCAUUUUUCAAGGAAGAACUGUGUAAUGUGAGAGCUGAUGAGGGAGGUAUGGCAACACUGCGCUGUGAGCUGUCUAAGCCUGGAGUUUGGGUACAGUGGAAGAAGAAUAAGAUGCUUCUGAGAGCAAACAGGAAGUAUGAAAUAAAGCAAGAUGGCUGCCUCCACCAACUUUAUAUAAAGGAUCUCAAAGCUGAGGACAGUGGCAGCUACACAUGUCAAGCUGAAAAUUCUGAAACAACUGCAACUGUGACAGUGAAAGAGCUGCCACCAUAUUUCAAAGAAGAACUGCAGAAUUUGGAGGUAGAAGAAGGAGCUACAGCCUCUCUGUGCUGUGAGCUGUCUAAGCCGGGAGUGUCGGUACAAUGGAAGAAGAACAGGCAAACACUGAGAGCCAACAGGAAGUAUGACAUGCAGCAGGACAGUUGCCAACUCCAGCUACACAUCAAAGAUCUUACACUUGAGGACAGUGGCAGUUACACAUGUCAGGCAGGAGGGGAAGAAACCACUGCAGCUGUUAUAGUGAAAGAACUCCCUCCAUUCUUCAAGGAAGACUUAAUAAGUGUGGAGGCUGAAGAGGAGGGUACAGCCUCUCUGUGCUGUGAGCUUUCUAAGCCUGAAGUGUUGGUACAAUGGAAGAAGAAUAAGCUACCGUUAAGAGCAAACAGAAAAUAUGAGAUGAAACAGGAUGGCUGCUUUCUUCACCUACAUAUCAAGGAUCUCAAACCUGAGGACAGUGGCAGCUACACAUGUGAAGCAGGAAGUGCAGAGACCACUGCGUCUCUGACAGUGAAAGUGCUCCCACUGUUCUUCAAGGAAGGCUUGUACAGCAUGGAGGUUGAAGAGGGAGGGACAGUUUCUCUAUCCUGUGAGCUGUCUAAGCCUGGAGUAUCCAUACAAUGGAAGAAGAACAGGCUGCCACUUCGAGCUGGCAGGAAGUAUGAGAUGAAGCAGGAUGGCUGCCAGCUUCAGCUGCACAUCAAGGAACUCAAAUCUGAGGACAGUGGCAGCUACACAUGUCAUGCAGGAAAUGCAGAGACUAGUGCAACCUUGACAGUGAAAGAGCCUACUCCAUAUUUUAACAAAGAAUUACAAAGUGAAGAGGUUGAGGAGGGAGGUAUAGCCUCUCUGUGCUGUGAGCUGUCUAAGCCUGGAGUGUCUGUCCAGUGGAAGAAAAACAAUCUGCUACUGAGAGCUAACAGAAAGUAUGAGAUGAAACAGGAUGGCAGCUUCCUACAGCUUUACAUCAAAGAUCUUGAACUAGCCGACAGUGGCAAGUACACAUGUCAAGCUGGAAGUGCAGAGACUACGGCAGCUUUAUCAGUGAAAGAGCUUCCACUGUCCUUCAAGAAAGACUUGGUGAGUGUUGAAGUUGAGGAGGGAGCUACAGCCACACUGUGUUGUGAGCUAUCCAAGCCUGGGAUGUCAGUCCAAUGGAAGAAGAACAAGCUGCCACUGAGAGCAAACAGGAAGUAUGAACUGCAGCAGGAUGGCUGCAUCCAUCAACUCCAAAUUAAAGAUGUCAAACCUGAGGACAGUGGCAGCUUCACGUGUCAGGCAGGGAAUGCAGAGACCACUGCAGCAGUGACAGUGAAAGCGCUCCCACCUUUCUUCAAGGAAGACCUGUGCAGUGUGGAGGUUGAGGAGGGAGGUACAGCUUAUUUGUACUGUGAGCUGUCUAAGCCUGGAGUACCCGUACAAUGGAAGAGAAACACUCUUCCUCUGAGAGCCAACAGGAAGUAUGAGAUGAAGCAGGAAGGUUGCAAACUUCAGCUACACAUCAAGGAGCUCAAACCUGAGGACAGUGGCAGCUACACAUGUCAGGCAGAAAGUGCAGAAACUACUGCAACUUUAUCGGUCAAAGUGCUCCUGCCAUUCUUCAAGGAAGACUUGCGUAGUGUGGAGGUGGAGGAGGGAGAUACAGCAUCUCUUUGCUGCGAAUUAUCUAAGCCUGGAGUGACAGUACAAUGGAAAAGAAAUAAGCUGCCACUGAGAGCCAACAGGAAGUAUGAGAUGAAGCAAGAUGGCUGCCAACUUCAGCUCCACAUCAAAGAUCUCAAACCUGAGGACAAUGGCAGUUACACAUGCCAAGCAGGAAGUGCAGAGACCACUGCAACUGUGACAGUGAAAGAGCUCCCACCAUUUUUCAAGUUAAACUUAUCUAAUGUCGAAGUUGAAGAGGGAAGCACAGCUUCUCUCUCCUGUGAGCUGUCUAAGCCUGGAGUAUCUGUACAAUGGAAUAAGAACAAGCUUCCUCUCAGAGCCAACAGGAAGUUUGAAAUGAGGCAAGAUGGCUGCCAGGUUCAGCUGCAGAUUAAGGAGCUCAAACCAGAGGACAGUGGGAGUUACACCUGCCAUGCAGGAAGUGCAGAAACUACUGCGACUUUGUCAGUCAAAGAGCUUCCACCUUUCUUCAAAGAGGACUUAUCUAGUGUGGAAGUUGAAGAGGGAAGCACAGCCUCCCUGCGCUGUGAGCUGUCAAGACCUGCAUUGUCUGUACAGUGGAGGAAGAACAAGCUUCCUCUAAGAGCUAACAGGAAAUACGAGAUAAAGCAGGAGGGCUGCGUCCUCCACCUUCACAUCAAGGAGCUGAAACCUGAGGACAGUGGCAGCUACACAUGCCAUGCAGGAAGUGCAGAGACCACUGCAACUGUGACAGUGAAAGCACUCCCACCUCCGCCAAAGAUAGAGCCUCCCACGUUACAGCCUCGGACAAAACCAAAUCUGUCUCUCGAGGAGGAGAAGCCUGAUAUCCCAGUGACUAAACCUGUUCCUCCAGAGCCCAAAAAGAGAACCAAUAGGAAACCAUCAAUUACCUCUAUAGACAAAGAUGUGGAACCACUGGUUGAUCUAAGACAGUCUGUACAGAGAGAAAACAGGGAAGACCAAAAGGGCAUACAGGCUGCAAAGACAGUGGAGAAAGACUUUGAAGUUGCACUGAAUGUAAAACAACAGGAAAGACAUGAGGAGAAAGACAGUGAGGUGUUCGAAAAAGUCAAAAAGACAAUGAGACUACUGGGGAAAGAGGAUGGGGUUGACAGACAUGUGGAAGAUCGGGAAAGGUCAUUGGAAACAGAAAAAGACAUUACAAUGGAAAGAAGACAAGCAAGAUUAAAUAUCGAGAAUACAGUCAGGGUUGAACAAAAUGAAAGUCAGCCAGUCAAGGCUCAUGGUGAUACUGUGUUUGAACAAAAUAAAAAUCAACUGAUAUUCUUAGAAAAAGAAAGGGAAGUUGAUCAGAACCAAAAACCAUGGUCAAAACUACCAUGUGAAGUUGACAGGAAGGAAAACGUUCAAGGAACCUUGCAGUGGAAGGUCAGUGAGGAAGAAAAGCAGCCUUUAAAACUUAAAGCAAAGUAUAUCGAGGAAGAACAAAUAAAGGAACUUCAAAAGGAGAAUGAAGUGCACAAAACAGAAGAGGAACCUUUGAAACCACCAGUAAGAUCUAAAGGAAAGGUGGUGGGUGCAAAGGAACCAUUUAAAGAUGUUGCAAAGGAAACAGAGGAGUUGAAUGACCCAUCAGUGAAGUCUGCUGUAAGUGAUGCUGAAGGAGAACAGAGAAGGUAUGUGAAACAAGUGUCAACAGAAGUGGAGAGGGAGAAGACUGAACUACCGAUGAAGAAACAGGCUUUAGAGCAACCAGAAAAGACUGUAAAAGAGGCUGAAAUUGCAGCUCCAAAACCACCAGUGAGGAUGAAAAGCAAAACAAGAGGGGGAAUGGAUAAACAGUAUUCAAGGGACACAGAGACUGAUCAAGAAGAUCAGCAGACAAUAAGAGCUGUGUUGAAACUAUCAGAUGAUCAGCCAGUGAAGCCUACAGAAGAAACUUUGAAGAAACAAGUUGAGGAUAAGCCAAGAUUUGAGAGGUCAGUAACAUCUGAGGCUGAUAUAGUCGAGAAGAUUAAGCAAACUGUGAGAACUAUAGAGCAAAAUGUAGACACCAAACAACCAGUAAAACAACCAACCACAGACACAGAGGCCGCUGAGAUUAUGAAGCAGACUGUAAAAGCUGUAGAGACAGACACAAGCAUCAGACAGCCAAUGAAACAGCCUUAUACUGCAGACACUGAGGUAGCUGAAAUUAUAAAGCAACCUGCUAAAGCUGUAGACACAGACACAAGCAUCAGGCAGCCAAUGAAACAGCCUUAUACUGCAGACACUGAGGUAGCUGAGAUUAUAAUACAACCUGCUAAAGCUGCAGAGACUGAUGCAAAAGUCAAACAGCCUUAUACUACCAACACUGAGAUAACUGAGAUUAUAAAGCAAUCUGUUAAAGCUAAAGAAACAGAUGCAAACAUUAAACAAUCAACCCAGCAACCUUUUAUGGCAGACACUGAAAAAGCUGAAAUUAUAAAGCAACCUGCUAAAUCUAUAGAAGCAGACUUAAACAUCAAACAACCAAUCAAACAACCAGUCAAACCUAUGAGAAAAGAACCUGAAGUGGACCAGGAAAUUAAACUGGUAGUGGAACCAAUGAGAUGGGAGGAACAACAAACAACAAAGACUACAGAAGAAAUUCCCCUCCUGUACAUUUCUGAGGAUGACACUUUCUCUGAGGCUUUGACUGACAUACCCCCAGACCUCAGCAGCGACAGGUCAAAGCAACCAUUUACUCUUCUUCCUGUUGAUGAACCCCAGAAGGUUCAACUUCAAAACAAAGAAACACCACAAUUAGACUUUAGCGUUGAUGAUGAACCCCAACUACAAGAAGCUGCAGUCAAGAUCCAGGCUGCCUUUAAAGGCUAUAAAACCCGUAAAGACAUGCGGCCUGUCUUUAAAGAGGUGUUUAAGAACCAGAGUGCAGAUCUUCAUGGUACUUUAACUCUAGCUUGUGUUGUCGAAGGAAAACCCAGCACCGUACGCUGGUUGAAAAACAACAAAGAAAUCAUUGCUGAUCAACGCUGCCACAUUGACACUACAGAGAACGGCUUAUGCACCCUAGUGAUCAAAAACUUAACCACAAAUGACAGUGGGAUCUAUACAUGUGAAGUUGUGAAUAAGUUUGGUGUGACUUCCUACAAUGGAAACAUAACAGUUGUACAGCCUCAGAAUCCUGCUCCUAUGGCUCAGAAGCCCAUACAUCCACCCCUCGCGGCCAUAACUCCUCUGCAACUCGCACCACAGAGGCCUGAAACCCAGAAUCAGAUACCUGCCUCUGCUGCUGAUGAGGCAAACUAUGUAGAAAGUGUCACUGAAUCUCUGUGGGAGGUCUACAACAUGACGGAGCAGGACGCUCAGAGGAGACUGCAAGAGAGAAGAGCAUCCUCACCCAUCGCUUCAAGCUCCAUGUCAAGUCCCUCUGAUUAUGAAACUGCUCCAGAUAUAAUGGAACCUGUUGAGACUGCUCCAGCUGUACAAAGAGAGGUGACAAAACCAGUGGAGCAGCUCCCUCCAAAAGAUGAUAAUGAACAGCUGGAUGCCCUGCAACCCCCUAUGAAACUACUGAAAGUAAAAGGGGCUCAUGAAGGUAAAAUGAGGACACCAUCUCCUAAACACCACCGUGCUCACACACCCUUAACUAGUACUGUCUCUGGAUCAGAGUCAGAGGGAGAAGAGGAUAGACGAGAGACGUUUGAAAUAUACGUGGCUCGAGCUGACUGCAGCCCUGACAGUGAAACAAAGGACAGUUUUAUUCUGAAGGAGGGCCAGUUUGUAGAGGUCCUGGACUCUGUUCAUCCAGAUAGGUGGCUGGUAAGGACCAAACCCACUAAAACCAACCCUGCUAGACAGGGAUGGGUGUGUCCCGCCUACCUGGAGAAGAAGAGAAAGGAGACCUUCCCACAGUUAAGAGCACCUCAAGAGGAUCUUGAUGGAAUCGGGUCUACAGGAGAGGAGUACAAGAGAGCUCUGAGCCAACUGAUCCAAGGUCUCGUUGAUGGAGAAGAGGAAUAUGUGAAGGAGAUGAAGAUGUUUACUUCUAACCAGCUGAAUUAUUUGGAAUCUUGUCGGAACAUUCCCAUUAACAUCCUCAACCAGAAAGAGAUCAUUUUUAGGAAUAUCAAAGACAUUGUUUUUCUGCAUGAGAGGAUUGUCCUGCCUGGUCUCAGAGUUUGUACCACAGACGACGAUGUGGCCAUGCAUUUGAUUAAACACACUGAGGACUUUGAGAAAUAUCUUCACUACAUGGUGGGACAAGCACAAGCAGAAGCCUGCAUCAGUGACAAGGCUAUCCAGCAGUUUUUCAAAGUAUACCUAAAAUCUGAACUAACAGAAUCUGGUAAGCCUGAUGCCCCGGUCAUGGAUGUCCUGACCUUCCUCCAACGGCCGGUGGAGAGGAUUCAAACCUACCAGGCUUUACUGAAGGAGUUGAUCAAGAACAAGGCUAAAAGUGGCCAGAGUUGCUGUCUUUUGGAGGAUGCUUUUUCCACUGUGUCCUGUCUGCCCUGGAGGUCUGACAACUUGCACCAGGCAUCCCUCAUUGAGAACUAUCCAGCUCCCCUGACUGCUCUGGGUGAGCCUGUGAGACAGGGAGUCUUCACAGUAUGGGAGGAAUCUCCAGAAAGUAAAACCACCACUAGAGGGCAUCAGAGACAAGUGUUUCUCUUCAAGGAAUGUAUUGUACUAUGUAAAUUGAAGGGUGACACAUACUCUUUCAAGAACAAAAUGAAGCUGAAUGAUGUAGAAAUAAAGGAGACUAUAGGUGCAGAGGAAAAGUCUUGGGGGUUGUGGCAUGAACACAGGGGCUCAUUGCGAAGGUACACCCUGCAGGGUCGCUCCUCUGUGGUGAAACUUUCCUGGCUAAAGGAUCUAAGGGAGUUACAGCAACGCUCCAGCCUGACCACUAAUUGCCUGCCUAUAUUUGAGUCACUCUUGUCUGAUUGCACAACAAAGAUUGGCCAGACAAUCAAACUGACCUGUAAAGUCACAGGAUCACCAAAACCAGUGGUUAGCUGGCUCAAAGAUGGUCUUCCUUUAGAGGAUGACCCACGUCACAUCAUCACAGCCGACCGGUUAGGAACCUGCAGUCUCAUCCUGGACAGUCUCACUGCAGAGGACUCUGGACAGUAUGCUUGCUAUGCUACCAGCCCCAUGGGCAGCGCUGGUACUCUGGCCAAAGUGGUAGUGCAGGCUCCUCCUAGAUUUGUGUCUCGCCUGGAGAGUGCCUGUCUGAUAGAUGGGGAGGAUAUUCAGUUUAUCUGCUCCACACUUACUACUCCUUUACCACGAAUCAGAUGGUUUAAAGAUGGAAGAGAAUUGACUGACCAGAAAAAAUACUCCAUCCAGAAUGAUGCUCGCAGUGGGAUCUUGUGCCUGACGGUCAUCAGGGCAUCUGAGGCAGACAUUGGACAGUAUGAGUGUGAGCUGUGGAAUGAGUUUGGCUGCGUCAAAUGCAAAGCAGGACUGUGCCCAGCUUAUGUACCAACAACUGACAUUGAGAUUGACCAACCACAGGACCUGCCUCCUAAAGGUAUGACUGCCAGAGAUGCUAAAGGUAAAUAUUCUCCACAUAGAUUUGACACCCAAGAAUGGGUUUUCAUUCAGAUCCACACUUUUAAAAGUUUAGCAGCCAUUGAGAAGGGUAAAAGCACAUGCCAUUGUCAAGUUUUACUUCAGUUCAUAUCACAUCUGACCCUUUUCAACAUCAUGUCAUAUGACAGUCCUCCACUUCUCAAUGAACUGAAACAAACUGCAUCAAUUUCCACUUCCAACCACUACCAUUCUUUCAUUCUAUCAAAGUUGAUGUCAUUUUAUGAUUUCAUUCAUGUUUACUUUUCCCCAUUUCACACACCCUCACAUCAUAAGAAGCUCGAAAGAAUUCUUGCACUCAGUGUCAUUCUGGUUUUCACAGAUGCAGACUCAGAAGGCUGGUCCACUGCCUUUGUUAAGAAGUGGUUACAAACGGACUUCAGCCCAACCUCUAUUGCUAAGAUGCUCUUUCCUCCUGAAGAAAUGGAAGAAGUUGGAGGUACAACAGAGGAGGCUGUUCCUACCAUAAUAACAACAGAACAGGAGCAAAAGCAGCCAAUGUAUUACCUGGAGGAAGAGGAGGAAGAAAUCUACAUCUCAGAGUCAAUGCAGGAAAUGACAGCACCACCCUCCAUACAGGUACCCACUGAGGAUGUGUGUGUAGAGCCGGGCCAACCAGCUGUGUUUACAGCCAUCAUCACAGGAAGGCCUACUCCAACAGUACAGUGGUACAAGGAUGAAGAGGAGCUUGCAGCUGAUGAGAAUGUGGAGAUAGUCCGGCAUGGUGCCCGCUGCUCAAUGACCAUACUGUGUCCUGAAGGCGAGGAUAGUGGUAUCUACACCUGCUUUUCUUACAACGAGUCUGGUCAUGCCUCAUGUGAGGCUCAGUUGACAGUGGAAGAAGGUCCACUGGAGCGUCAGGAAAGAGAGGUGGAGCUGGGGAAGAGAAGGAAGUUAUUCUCUGUGUAUGAUGUCCAUGAGGAAAUUGGAAGGGGAACGUUUGGGGUAGUAAAGCGUGUAGUCCACAGAAGAACAGGCGAAGUGUUUGCUGCCAAGUUUCUGCCUCUGCGCAGCAGCACUCGGACCAGAGCAUUCCAGGAGAGGGACCUGCUAUCCAGACUGGCUCACCCCAGAGUGGCCUGUCUGCUGGACUUCUUCUGCACCAGACGCACACUGGUGCUCAUUACAGAAAUGUGCUGUUCUCAUGGACUUCUGGAUCAUUUAUUACUGAAAGGAUCCAUCUCGGAGAAAGAGGUUCAGUCAUACAUCCAACAAAUACUUGAAGGAGUUGGUCAUAUUCACAGCAUGAACAUUUUGCAUCUGGACAUUAAGCCUGAUAACAUCCUCAUGGUGUAUCCACCCAGAGAUGAAGUCAAGAUCUGUGACUUUGGCUUCUCCCAAGAAAUAGACACAUCCAGACACCAAUACAGCAUGAUUGGUACACCAGAGUUUGUUGCCCCUGAGAUAGUCCACCAAGAACCGGUCACUGUGGCCACUGAUAUGUGGUCUGUAGGUGUCAUUGCCUAUUUAUGUCUGGUGGGCCGUUGUCCUUUUGUGGGUGAGACAGACCGCUCCACACUGCUGAGGGUGGGAGAGGGAACUCUGAACUGGGAUGCCCCUGAUGUCACCUAUAGGAGUCCUGAGGCCCAGAACUUUCUCUACAUGCUUCUUCAGCCAGAUCCUGAGAAGCGACCUUCUGCCUUUGAGUGCUUGAGUCAUGAAUGGUUCCAGGAUGAGAAUGCAGGAGAGGAUACAGAUGAAAUCAACUCAAAAAAUUUGAAAUCCUUUAUCUCCAAAAGGAAAUGGCAGCGCUCUUUGACCUGCAUUGGGUCCGUUCUUACCUUGAGGCCCAUCCCUGAGCUGCUGGACGCUCCUCUCAGAGAAACUGCCGUCACAGUGCCUCGUGAGCCUCAAGAGCACAGCAGCACCUCUCUGAGCAGCGGCUCUUCCUCAGAAUACGAUGAAGCAGACUCUUGGGACUUUUUCCAGCACUACAGCCAGACUGAGGAGGAGGAGGAGGAAACAGAGGAGGACUAUGAUCCUUUAUCAGAGAGAGCACGGAUCCCUGAACCUUUUGCCAAACCUUACUUUGAGGUAGAAGAGGACGAUGACGUGACACUAGGGGAGGAUGAGGAUGGAGAGAUAGUUGGAAGGAGGAGUGCCCUAGAGCGGAGCAUAAGCAGGCAGUCUGUUGCUUCAUCAGACGUUUCAUGCCAGAGGACACCUCAGAGGGAGCGCAGGUUCAGUAAAGACAGUAGUCCAUCUCCCUGCUUAUCUGAUGGAGAUGAAGGUUCAGGGAGUGAUGGAGGCCGUAUCCCUCGUGGGAACGUCAUUCGAAGCACUUUCUACAACACCUCUCAUCAGCUUUCACCCAUGUCUGCUAGACACAUGACAUUACGGGACAAAUUCCAGGCCAAAAAGCAGGAAAGAGGCCGUAAACCACUCCGGAGAAGCUUUUCAGGACGUCUCAAUGAGCCUCUUAUUGAAUAUGUGGAGGAUGACACAGAAACCAAUCGAGGUCAGAGACGAGCUUCAGUCCAACCCACAAUACAGAAGUCCUGUUCCUUUGAUAGCGGUGUUGGCCUUGCCCAUACAAACGUCCCCCCUCACAGGAGGAGCAGGUCUCUUGAUGAGUCUCGGAGAUCUCCAAGCUCACCCACAUCCAAGUCUGGUGAGGAGGAAGGCUCUCAAAGUCUGAAAGAAGAUUUCACAGAUGAUGAAGCAGCAGGGAGAAAGUUGUUGCCUAUACCAAGCCCUCGCCGACCCACUAGAAGAAGAGGAUCUGUCGCUCCAAAACAAGGGACUGGCAUAGUUGGUGGAUCUUCAGCUCCCUCAAGCUUUCUCGCUGGAGACAGAAGGAGCCAGAGGCUGGAUCAGGAGCAGACAGAGGGAGACGCGUUAGCUGGCUCCCAGGCGUCACUGGCUGAGUCGUCUAUUUUGGAACAUGGUGGCUCUGAGUCAUCAAGUCGAGUUGGCUCCUAUGAAGAGCUGAGUCGUGGUUAUCUCAGAGGUAGGUACAGAUCAACAGAGAGUGAUGGCUGUGACGAUCAAGGGGAGCCUCUUAUUUCAACAUCUCCACGCUCCUUCCAAGAAGUUAAACCAAGAAGCUCAGUGCCCCAGGCACCACCACGUAAUCGCACCCGCUCCAACCCCAACUUAUCAAUAACCAGCAGGACCCAGUCAGGGACCCUGUUAACAGCGAGUCCAAGUCCAAGUCUCUCUUCACUCCAGGCUCCAGAGAGGCCUCCCAGAGCCAAGGACAAGAAGGAGGGCUAUGGUCUCCAGCGGCAUGCGUCUGCCCCAGCCCUCGAAGCCCGGCCACCUACGGGGAGGUCACCCAAGGUGGGACUGCUUAAGAUCUUCCGCAGGCAGUCCUGGACUGGUCAUUCAUACUCCCAGCUGGAUAACUCAGAGUUAGGACCAACACUGGGAGAGAUCAUGAAGCCAGACACUCCCACCAUGUCUCUGAGGAAGAAGAUGAGAGCUUCAGCCUCCAGCCUGACAAAACUCUUCACCAGGUCCUCUAGUAAGGAGGAUGUGAGUAAAGGAGGGCCUAUAGUAAAAGGAUCAGCUCCUAUCCCACCUGAAAGGCACCGUAGCAGUGGUCUUGAGAGUCCAAAGAAGAGGACCUCCAAACUCUUGCCGUCCUUUAAAAUACCUGCAUUCAUAAAGUCAAAAGAUCUGCUUGUCCGUCCAAACAAAGCCGAAGUAUUCCACUUAGAUGGAGGAGGCGUCCUGCUGGUUUGGAAACCUGUCCAGUCUAGUGACCCUGUCACCUACUGUGUUCAGUACUGCACAGAUGGAGGAGAAUGGACAGUCCUGUCAGAGGAAGUGACAGAAAGCUGCUAUGUGGUGAAAGAUUUACCCAGAGGAGCUUCUUAUGUGUUCAGGAUAGGUUGCGUCACCAAAACAGGAGCAGGACCCUUCAGUGAUGCUUCAGCACCUGUUGUCAUGGCUACACAUCCUGAAGAGAUUCACAUUCCUCUGAUCCAGACUGAGUCUUUGGGAUCCAAGGUCGCUGUGUCAGGUCAACAAACAAUAAGACACAAGAACUACAAUUUUCUCUCUGAGAUCAACAGAGGUCGUUUCAGCGUUAUAACCCUGUGCAGGGAUCCUGAGACAAGCCAAGUGUUUGCUGCUAAAAUCACCCCAUACCAGGCAGAGCAAAGACUGUUGGUGCUUCGGGAAUAUCAGCUGCUGAAAAGGCUUCAUCACCCCCACCUGGUGCAGCUGCACACUGCCUACAUCACCUCCCGAUACCUGGUGUUAGUGGAAGAAAUGUGUCCUGGCAAGGAGCUGCUCUACAGUCUGUCAGCCAGAGAUCUGUAUUCAGAGACUCAAGUUGCAGAGCUGCUGGUUCAGAUCCUGAGUGCAGUCGACUACCUUCACAGCCGUCGAGUCAUCCACCUGGACCUGAAGUCAGACAACAUGCUGGUGGAUGACGGUAACCACCUGAAGAUAGUCGACUUUGGCUCAGCUCAGACCUUCACACCCGGUCAGCCUCUUCAAAUCGAGCACAUCCACAGCCUGGCGGACAACAAAGACUGCCGCAGCAAAGUUUAUAUUGUGCUUCCUAAAGCUCCGGAAAUCCUGGAAGGUCAGGGGGUCGGGCCAGAGACUGACAUUUGGGCAAUAGGAGUCCUGUCGUUCAUCAUGUUGAGCGCUGACAGCCCAUUUUAUGCAGAGCACAGCUGGGAACAAGACAAAAACAUCAAGAAAGGGAAAAUCCAGUUUGGUCACUGUUACCCAGGCCUGUCCGAGGGGGCCUUAAACUUCAUGAAGAGCAGUCUGAAUAAUAAAUCUUGGGGGAGACCGACAGCAGCAGAGUGUCUCCAGAACCAGUGGCUGCGCGCUCAUCGUACCCCACACAAAGCCAGACCCUCCAAAGUGUGUUUCUCCACAGACAAGCUAAAAGAUUUCCUCAAGCAGAAGGAGGAGAAGCGAGACCAGGUCCACAUUAAGCUUCAGGGUCCCUUCUUCCAGUAAGGACAAACUAUUGGGCUUUCUAUUCAGCAGCACAUGAAUGUUUCCUAUGUUGAUCCACUGUGGAUAAAUUGGUUUCAGUAUUGAUUGAUGUUAUAAAGAUGAACUGUCUUAAUGAUGUUCUUAUCUAUUAGUUUGUACAUGUAAGCGUGCCAAAUUUGCUAUGCCGUGGCUUAUAUAGAGACGUAUCAGGGAAAUUUAAGGCUUGGUCUGAGCAGCAAGUGUAUGAGUAGUAAUAAUUUAGCCUACUUAAAGUGACAUAAGUUGUUUUUUUUUUUUUCAUCAGUAUCAGACAGGUGCAGGUUUGGCCUUAAAGUGAAGCAGAGAUUUUACAGAGUGAUAUGUGUAUUGUAUAAACUAAAUAUACCAUGUUUGCCCAAAGCUAUAAUGUUAGAUGGUAAAUUGAUUAGGUUUCAUGGAAAGAUUCAUAUAAAUUUACAAUGUGAAUGCUUAAGAGAAUAAAAGAUAACUUAAAUGGCG
This is a messenger RNA of Cheilinus undulatus (humphead wrasse), 20140 nucleotides long. It is a transcript of the gene obscna, whose product is annotated as obscurin, cytoskeletal calmodulin and titin-interacting RhoGEF a. The transcript has 80 exons. NCBI's taxonomy places the organism in Eukaryota, Metazoa, Chordata, Actinopteri, Labriformes, Labridae. Gene Ontology annotation, molecular function: ATP binding; guanyl-nucleotide exchange factor activity; protein kinase activity. Gene Ontology annotation, biological process: protein phosphorylation. Bases 77 to 19663 code for a protein of 6528 amino acids. The record is from RefSeq and is a predicted model, not a curated record.